CGCACAUCCGUUGGUCACACUGUGUGACAUUGAGUUGACUUUUGCAUUAGUUUUAAUUACAAUAUAAUUCGAUUUAUUCGCAAAUAAGUGACGAGCCAAGCUCCGAAACUUGCACGGGAGUCGUGCACCAUCCCAACCGCCAAAUCCCGGAGAGAAUGCGCUGUCCUCGCGGCGAAUUUCACGGAUUCCACGGGUUCUAGCGGUCGAGGUGUUCUGAGGAGCUCCGGAAUUCCGCCUCCUCCACUCCACCGAACCACAACAAACGAUCCGAUCCGAUCUGAUCCGAAGUGAUACCAUACGGUCCGAUCCGAUCCCACAUUAUAUAACUGACUGGGAACCUUAUUCAAAUCCACAUCGACGAUGCGUUCUCGCAGCAACUCGGGCGUCCGUUUGGACUACUACCAGCGCAUCGUGCACCGACUGAUCCUGGCGCACCAGGAGCCGGUCACCGGACUCUUUCCCGCCUCCAAUGUGAACUCGCACGCCUGGAUCCGCGACAAUGUCUACUGCAUCCUGGCCGUUUGGGGCCUGUCCAUGGCGUACAAGAAGAUCGCCGAUCAGGACGAGGAUCGCGCCAAGUGCUACGAGCUGGAGCAAAGCUGUGUGAAGCUGAUGCGCGGCCUGCUCAUGGCCAUGAUGAACCAGAAGGACAAGGUGGAGAAGUUCAAGAUGACCCAGAGUCCCUACGACUCCCUGCACGCCAAGUACUCGAGCAAGAACGGCUUGCCCGUCGUCGGGGACAACGAGUGGGGUCAUCUGCAGAUCGAUGCCGUAUCGCUGUACCUCUUGAUCUUGGCCCAGAUGACCGCCUCUGGCCUGCAGAUUGUUUUCUCCCUAGACGAGGUCUCCUUCAUCCAGAAUCUGGUCUUCUACAUCGAGUCAGCCUACUCGAUUCCGGAUUAUGGCAUUUGGGAGCGAGGCGACAAGACCAACCAUGGUGAACCGGAGCUGAACGCCAGCUCCAUUGGCAUGGCGAAGGCGGCGCUGGAGGCCAUGAACGAGCUGGAUUUGUUCGGAGCCCGCGGCGGACCGGCAAGUGUGAUUCAUGUGCUGGCCGACGAGGCCCACAAAUGCCAGGCGGUGCUGCAGUCCAUGCUGCCGCGCGAAUCCAACAGCAAGGAAUUGGAUUCCGGCCUGCUGUGCGUCAUUGGAUUUCCGGCCUUCGCCGUCGACGAUGCCCAAUUGAUUCACAACACCAAGGACGCGAUUCUGUCGCGACUGCAGGGCAAGUACGGCUGCAAGCGGUUCCUGCGCGAUGGCUAUCGCACCCCGAAGGAGGAUCCCUCCAGGCUCUACUACGAACGCUGGGAGCUGCGCAUGUUCGAGAACAUUGAGUGCGAAUGGCCGCUCUUCUACUGCUACCUUAUCCUGUUCCACGCCUUCCAGAGCGACAAGCGCUCGGUGGAGGAGUACGCCAGUCGGCUGGAGAAGAUUAUGGUGCGCUCGGAGGAUGGCAUCCUGCUCGUUCCCGAAAGUUAUGCGGUGCCGCAGGAUCUGGUGGGCUUCGAGUACCAAAAGCCGGGAUCACAGGCGCGCGAAGUCGUCGGUCGGUGUCCCUUCUUGUGGGGCCAGUCCCUCUUCAUCCUCGGAAGGCUGCUGCAGGAGGGUUUCCUGGCCGUGGGCGAGUUGGAUCCUCUGAAUCGUCGCCUGGGCGCCCAGAAAAAACCAGACGUAGUGGUCCAGGUGGUCAUCAUCGCCGAGGACAACGAGAUCCGCGACAAGUUGGCUGAGCACGAUCUGCAUGUGCAGACCAUCGCGGAAGUUGCUCCGAUUGAAGUCCAACCAGCCAGAGUUCUCAGCCACCUUUACACGUACCUGGGACGCAACAGGAAGUUGGGAUUGAGCGGCAGGAAGUCCCGCGACGUGGGCAUCCUUAGCACCAGUAAGCUGUACUCGCUGAAGGACCGCAUAUUCGCCUUCACCCCGCAGCAUAUCGACUAUGAAGAAUAUUAUACAACACGCGAUCCCGAUUUGCUUGCCAGCAAUUUUACAACAAAUUUAGCAUUCUUGACCAACAAUUGGCGUCACAUGUUGGGCAGGCCGACAAUCACACUAAUGGCAACCCACUAUAUGCUAGAUCAGGACAAGAUACCCCUGGCGAUGAUCCAGACGAUGAGGAAACUCAAGUCGGGCUACAUCAACGGAACGCGCGUGAUGCUGGGCAGCCUGAAGGACUUCCUCAACACGUCGGCCAUCACGGAUCUGAGUUUUCUGGGCAGCACGGAGGACGGCUAUCCGGAUCGCCUGCAUCCGGACGUGCAGACCUACCUGGAUGAGCACCUGCUCCGCUCGUUCAGCAAUCGCAGCACAAUGAAUCUGCGCGGCGGACAGCUGCGUCCGCGGACCUUGAGGCGUCGCAUGUCCUGCAAGGGAGCGAUCAAGAAGACGCGCUCCAUCAAUGUGGAUUCUGACAAUCUCGGCAUGGAGGGACCCUCGCCGCUCACCGAACGCCGCCUCUCCUCGAUUGUGCCACCGCCUUGGCUGCAGGCCAACAAGCAGAGCCACGUCAGUGUGUUCGCCACGACGCCGGAGGAGGGACCCGCCAGCUCGCCACUGCAUCUGGGCAACGAGCUGUCCGUCCGGGAGAACAUCUAUCCGGUGGACCCGCACCACAGCCGCUCGGCGAUCGACAGACGCAGCGAGUUUGUCCGCCAGCAAGAGAUAACAGUGCCAAAAAUUCUCAUACAACGCCAUCGUGCCGAAACCAACUUCGCGGACACAGAGGUGGAGGAGCUGAUUGCGAUGCUGCGCGAAACGGAAAAUCUCGAGGAGCAGGGCGACAUCCUGCAGUACCUGGUGGAUACUCAGGGGCUGGACUUCAACACCGCUGGCCUGGGAUUCAAGAAUAAAUCGGAUGACAAUGCCAAUAAUGGAGGUACCGAGCUCGAGCAAGCGUUCGUGGAUGAGGUGGUGCUGGAACUGGCUGGUGGUGGUGCAGGUGGUGCAGGAGGUGCAGGAGGAGGGGCAGCUGGAGCAGGUGGAUCUGGUGGAUCUGGUGACGGGGUUAAGAAGAGCCCAGCGAUUGUUUUGCCCACGGUGAUCAUCGAUGCCGCUACAAUUCCAGCCGGCGAUUUGGAUAAUGCCAAUCUGAGUUCCUCCACCGCCAUCGCCAUCGCCAACAGCAACGUGCCCUGCAUCGGCAACACGAAUGACACGAGCGCGAGCAACAUUAGCAGCGGCGGCAGCAGCAACAUCAGCAACCAGAACAACAUGAGCCCACAAGAGAAUAACCACGAUUCUUCCCAAUCCGAAGGCAUGCUCGAGGAGGGACGCGUGGUGACCGUUCGGGACCUGCUGAAGGGACUCUACGAGAAGGCCUGCCAGCAGAAGCUCUGGGGACUCGUCCGCCACACCGCCGGGAUGCUGGGUAAGCGGGUCGAGGACCUGGCCAAGGCGGUCACCGAUCUGCUCGUGCGCCAAAAGCAGGUCACCGUGGGAAUGCCGCCGAACAACGAGCACACGAUCACGGCACCGCUGCCGGAAGUCGAGCUGCGCCAGCUCAUCCACGAUGCCUACGGCGACGAUGAGAGCACGGCGAUGCUGACGCAGGAGCUGAUGGUCUACCUGGCCAUGUUCAUUCGCACCGAGCCGCAGCUGUUCCACGAGAUGCUGCGCCUGCGCGUGGGCCUGAUCAUCCAGGUGAUGGCCAAGGAGCUGUCGCGCACCCUCAACUGCGACGGCGAGGCGGCGUCGGAGCAUUUACUUAACCUCUCGCCCUUCGAGAUGAAGAAUCUCCUGUACCACAUCCUCAGCGGCAAGGAGUUUGCCGUCAGCAGCGUCGCUCGUGGCAAUCUGUCUAUUGUGAGCUGCAAGAGCAGUCGCGUCAGCAAGAAGAGCCAGAUUGGUCUGGGCGAUCCGGAGGGCGAGGACGCCCUGAUAGCCACCAUUGACGACCGGCAGGGUCAGUGGCUGCGUCGCCGGCGACUGGAUGGAGCCCUGAAUCGGGUGCCCCGCGACUUCUAUUCGCGUGUGUGGACCGUUUUGGAGAAGUGCCAGGGUCUGGCCAUCGAGGGACGUGUCCUGCAGCAGAGUCUCACGCAGGAGAUGACGCCGGGCGAACUGAAGUUCGCCCUUGAAGUGGAGACAGCCCUCAAUCAGAUACCACAACCGGAGUACAGGCAACUGGUGGUGGAGGCCCUCAUGGUGCUCACCCUCGUCACGGAGCACAAUAUGGUGCCCACUCUGGGUGGCAUUAUCUACGUCGAGCAUCUGGUGCACAAGGCCAACCAGCUCUUCCUCGAGGACCAGCGCAAGGUGCAGGGCGACGCCACGUUGUGCUGCGCCAAAAUCAAGGACGGCAAGGAGCAGCAGCAGGCCGCCUCGGGAAUGCUUCUCUGCGGCGGAGCCGCCUACAUCUGUCAGCACCUCUACGAUAGUGCUCCUAGCGGCAGUUACGGAACCAUGACCUACAUGUCCCGGGCGGUGGCCCUCGUCCUGGACUGUGUGCCCAAGCACGGCGAGAUGGAGUGCGCCAUCUCCUGAAGCGGCUGGAGUUCACUUAAUAAAUGCCAAUCUCUGCAACUCUGGAUACGUCCGUUAUCGUUCUCGCUCACUCGCACUUCAGCGCCCUCUCCCCGUCUCUCUCUCGAUCCUGCCGUUCUGUUUUUUUUUUCUCCCUCUGACCCAAGUCCAACGAAUAUUGAAGUCAGAGGGCACCUGUAUAUAUAUAUAUAUAUAUUCUUUUGACCGAACUCUCUCCAACAAAAGAAAAACCUUGUUAUCAUGUUUGUUUAGUUCUGACCACAAAAAAAGAUAAACCUUUCCAAAUCGGGCCAGUUCAGUAUGGUAUUAGCCCACUUAUGUGUGUAGACACCCUGGAACAAGAUACUCCAAAACGCCAAUCCCAACCCAAACCCAAACCCAUACACAUUUAGGAAUCCAAUUCGCGCUGCUCGCUACAGAUUUGUUUUCCGUACGUGCGGCUGCUUUAUAGCGACAACACUUUUGAUUGUUUUAACUUUUGUAUUUUUAAUGACCCUAUUUUAUAUUAUACGUUUGAAUUGUAAAGUUGAACGCGCAGCAAGAUUUACAAUAAAAAUGUGUUUGCAAUGUUUAA
Molecule: messenger RNA, 5056 nt
Organism: Drosophila ficusphila
Lineage: Eukaryota; Metazoa; Arthropoda; Insecta; Diptera; Drosophilidae
Product: probable phosphorylase b kinase regulatory subunit alpha
Exons: 13
Coding region: 361-4482 (1373 amino acids)
Biological process (GO): glycogen metabolic process
Cellular component (GO): phosphorylase kinase complex
Molecular function (GO): calmodulin binding
Source: RefSeq, a predicted model, not a curated record